UUGGUAGCCAGAAAAAAAGAACUGUUUUUAGAGAGAGGAAACUAAAGACAUUAAAAAGCCAUGACGCGGGUGUGCAUAGUUAUAAUGAAAACCAUGAGCAGGCACUGAAAGAAACUUCCAGCUGAAGGAACGAAUCGCAGACGAAGGCUGAGGAACAAAACCGAAAUGGAUGAAUAAGGCUUUUUCAUGAUCUGCCUCCCAGUCUCAGCUGCUCCUGUUGCUCCUCAAGUCCUGGGCAGGAUAAGCUCUCUUGACCACGGCUGAGCGAGUGUACACAUAAGCCCAGCAAAAUGCUACAAAGAAUCAUUUGGGUGCUUUCACUGGUAAUUGUUACACCUGCAACAGAUGUCAUCCAGUACAACUGUAGCUGUCAAGGGGCCCACUGCUUGGAAAAGACCUGUAUUGGGCAGAGAUGCUUUGUGACUGAGGAGAUACUUCUUGACUCUAGAGAAAUCUAUCGAGUCCGAGGCUGUUUUAACACCAACAUUAAUGAGCAAUGCAAUAGCAAGGUGGAGAGAAUGGGCGUUCAGUGCUGUUCUUCCGAUUUCUGUAAUGAAAAUGUCACCAUCUUCAAAACUGUAGAAGAACCUCAAGUGACAAGCCUCCUCCUAGUGACUGUUCUCCCCAUAGUUCUAUUUGUGAUCUUUCUGAUGCUUUUUGCAUUCUUAUUCUGGAAGAUGAAGCAAAGCAGCCGGAAGAAGUCCUUGCCAAGACUCAUUGACUUUGUCCAUGCAGACAUUGUUAAUGCAUCAAUAGUUGGUGACAGCACUUUAGGGGAUCUUUUGGACUCUACUACUGGUAGUGGCUCAGGGCUUCCAUUCCUGGUACAAAGAACUGUGGCUCGUCAAGUUACACUUGUGGAAUGUGUAGGUAAAGGGCGAUAUGGAGAAGUAUGGAGAGGCUUGUGGCAAGGAGAAAAUGUGGCUGUUAAAAUUUUUUCUUCCCGUGAUGAACAGUCGUGGUUUAGAGAGACAGAGAUCUACAACACAGUCUUGCUACGGCAUGAAAAUAUUUUGGGUUUUAUUGCAUCUGACAUGACUUCUCGGAACUCCAGCACUCAGCUGUGGCUUAUUACUCAUUAUCAUGACAAUGGAUCUCUGUACGACUAUCUCCAGAGGACAACUGUUGAUCCAGAAGGUUGCUUACAGCUGGCAGUAUCUAUUAUUUGUGGAUUGGUCCACCUUCACGUGGAGAUAUUUGGCACCCAAGGAAAACCUGCCAUUGCACAUAGAGACCUGAAGAGCAGAAACAUCCUUGUGAAAUCCAAUAAACAAUGUUGCAUUGCAGAUCUAGGCCUUGCAGUGGUGCACUCUCAGAGUGGUUGCUACCUUGAUAUCGGUAACAAUCCGAGAGUUGGCACCAAGCGAUACAUGGCACCAGAAGUCCUGGAUGAAACAAUCCGCACAGAUUCAUUUGAAUCGUACAAACAGACAGAUGUGUGGGCCUAUGGACUGGUGCUGUGGGAAAUAUGCAGGAGAACAAUUAUAAAUGGUAUGGUGGAAGACUACAGGCCUCCAUUCUACGACAUGGUGCCACAUGAUCCAAGUUUUGAGGACAUGAAGAAAGUUGUUUGCGUGGAUCAACAAAGACCAAAUGUUCCUAACACAUGGAAUUCAGAUAAAAUAUUAUCCACACUUAUGAGGAUCAUGAGAGAAUGUUGGUACCAGGGUCCAUCGGCGAGGCUUACUGCUCUAAGGAAGAAAACCUUAAACAACCUAAAGAAUUCCCUGGAACAGAGGAAACAAGACUGUUGAGAAGAGCGGCCAACUUCAUGAUUUGCACAUUCUUAAACUCAAGAUUCCAGGGAAGCCAACAGAGAAAAAACGUGUUCCAAGUUAUUUAUGACCAUAAAGUUUGUGAUAUGUUCAACCAAUUCAAAGCACAUCACCGUCCAACAUGGAUUCCUAACCAGUCAUGAGCCUUUCACCAGCAUUACUCCUGGCAUACAUGACUAUGCUAGGAUAACAGAACAAGCACCUUUACUGGCUACGAGUAAGCUAUGUUUUCUAGACCUCUUUAGGUAUAAAUAUUCAGCAAUAUUGAAAAUAUAUUAAACUCUUUACCGUCCAUCUAUACUACUGAGCAUCAUACACAAUUGGGAAAGAUUUGGGGAAUUCAAAUCAUUUUAGGUUCUUUUAAGCUUUAUUAUUCAUUCAUAAAAAGGAUAGACAUUUCUUGUGUACCUAAAACAUAACCCCC
Hyla sarda is the source of this 2199-nucleotide messenger RNA. It is a transcript of the gene ACVRL1, whose product is annotated as activin A receptor like type 1. Gene Ontology annotation, biological process: dorsal/ventral pattern formation; BMP signaling pathway; heart development. The record is from RefSeq and is a predicted model, not a curated record. Lineage: Eukaryota; Metazoa; Chordata; Amphibia; Anura; Hylidae. Gene Ontology annotation, cellular component: BMP receptor complex; plasma membrane. Gene Ontology annotation, molecular function: transforming growth factor beta receptor activity, type I; SMAD binding; ATP binding.